Phalacrocorax carbo (great cormorant) is the source of this 6897-nucleotide messenger RNA. The record is from RefSeq and is a predicted model, not a curated record. Lineage: Eukaryota; Metazoa; Chordata; Aves; Suliformes; Phalacrocoracidae.
GUGCGGAAGUGGUGGUGACUGUCGGUGCCGCUCUGCGCCGCGCUCCCCUUACCUCUGUGGCGGCGUCCCCUGAGGCGGAAGAGCGGGGCCGGGAGAGGUUCCAAGCCUUUGCUCCGCUGGCAGAGUUAUAAAAACGUCAGCAGCAAGUUGUGUGGAUGGGAAAUAAGGGAACAGCUACGCGCCACGGGAUUCCUUCCACUUCCACAGCCUGCCGACGCCUUCCGACUUGCUUACUGCCAAGCAGGGGGGCUCACCCUGGCAUGGUCGCUGCCGGGUGCCCCCGUAGCGCCCCGUGACUUCGAGGUGGUCAUCCUGGAGUGAAUUGCGCCGGGUUCCCUGCAGGUUUGGUGUUCUGCCGGCAGGAAUCCCUUGGCAGAAAGAAGGAAGAGCGUCAGCGCGGUUCGUACCGCCGUGGUAGGCCUCUGCCUCUGUGCUGUUGUUCGGCUCUUGAAUCUCUGGCAAUACAUGUGGAAUUAGCCACAUUGGCAGACCCAAGCAGAUGCUACUUGAGGAGAUCAGUGUUUUUUGGGGGGUUAUUCCAUUUUGAGACCAGACCUUCAGCUGCAGCAAAUGAGCGUUGUCCAAAAGCAGUAGAGCAGUGUUUGGGUCAGGUCUCUGAGCCAUCUUCCCACCCGCUAAGGUUAAAAAAAAUAAGAGUUAAAGGGAGGUGGCUUCUGUAGGAAGCUGCCAUGAUGAGCCCAAACACAAGGAAAGCUCCAGGAUCCGAUCAUGCAAAUUUUUCCAACACAAACAGUGAUUAUCUUUUCUUAAUACUUUAAAAAACAAGCUCCCUUGAUAUUACUCUCCAGUGAAGUCCCCAGUAGUGUUGCCCUCCUCCUCGCUGAGCUCUGCUCAGCCUUUUUGUUCAAGCUCUGCCUACGUUUUCCUCCCAACCCACCCGUUUACUGUUCCAAACAGCUGCAUUCAUGCUUCCUGCCACAAUGCCCUGACUCUGUUUCUACUUCCCUUAAUUGCAUCUGCUCAAUUCCUCCUCUCUCCGCUCCCAAGUUGUAAGAAACUUCUACUAGGUAGCCCACAGUGAAGACAUCAUUUUUCUUUCUCCCUUAAUUUCCUCCAUGGCCUAGAAACAGGCACGUCUCUUAUUUUCUCUGUACUGGUCAGGUUGGGCCAACCAGUCUUGUCCGCCUGCAGGAAGAAUUUUCUAUGUUAAUCCCUUUUUUUUUUUUUUUAAAUGUUGUAACAAAAAAGUCUGGGUCCUGGCUGUGCGUGGUAUUGUCAAAAGUGAGAUGCAGAGGGAUAAAUUGUGUGAAAAUUAGAAUUUGGCUAGAAUUUGGCUAGAAUUUCACUGCAAAAUGUAUUUUUGAUUCCAGAUAUUUUAAUUUCUUUUAAUAUAUUUGUUUUGAAAGAUGGUGGUCUUCAGUGCCUCAGCGUAGUAACGUGAUAGGUGCUGUGCUUUGCGUACGUUUUGAAAAUCAAUGUGCUUUAACACAACAUUGAAGAGCUCUAGCCGCAGACUAGAACUCCCUUUUAAGAGAUUUUUUUAGAAGGCAGAAUUUAGCCUUUGCCCUGCUCCUGCGAGUAAGUAUGAAAAGAAAGCAGGAGGUGGAAUUUAAUGAGGCUGCUCUGGCUGUAGGGUGUUGUAGAGAACAGGACAGACAAGAUGCUGCUCUUUGUGUCUUCUUAGUGGGAGGGUUUAGUAGAGAAGACGGAGCCAAACUCAUCCUGUGGAUGCACAGUGAGGGGAACAAGAGGCAACGGGGACAAGCAGGAAUGUGGGAAACCUCGGUUAGAUGGGAUAUUUUUUCUUUUCCACCAUGAUGGUGAUCAAACAUGGGAACGAGGGAGCAGGGAGGCUGCGGGAUCUCUGUCGUUGGAGAUGCUCAAAACUCAACUGGGUGAGGCUUUAAGCGCGGGGCUGGGCUCGAGACCUCUCCCAACCCAAAUUCCUCUGAAAUCCUGUGAUAUCGUGCGUGUAUCUUCACUGGUGUGACACUCUCCUUUCUCACAACCCAAGGGAAUGACGAUGACCAGCCUCCUGCCUUCAGCAGGGGACGGAAACUGCUAUUACAUCCUGACAGAAGACUGUGCUUAUGGCAGCAAGUACUUCCAAGCUGGGAACAUGUGCUUCUGCAGCGAAAGAAGUUACCUGCGCAAUUUCUCCGAUGACAGGCCCCCAGCUUGCUUCCUGAAAGUCAUCAUGCUGGAUGACAGCUCCACCGUCACGAUAAAUGUGGAAAUCCUUCAGCCCGUGCGCGAGGAGGCGGCUGUCUUCCUCCUGGCCGUCAGCAGCCACAACGAACGUUUGAACUACUUCUUGGAGAGGCUGAGCCUUGAAGCAGCUCUGCGGGCUGUGCCGGGCCAAAGAGUGAUGGUGGAGGUCGACCGGCAACAUUUCCCUGGUAUCAUCCGCUACAUCGGGAGCAUUUACAAAAACACUUCGGCUGUGCUGUCUCCGUUCUUCUUUGGGGUGGAGUUACAGGCCGAGGGUGAAAACAGAGGGCGCAGCGACGGAUCUUAUCACGGCACCGAAUAUUUCAAGUGUAAGCGGAACUGCGGGAUCUUCCUGCCUUUUAGCAGAGUCCAGUUUGCUCCCAUGGCAGACGACGACUAUGUAAAACAGAAGCCAAAACCGGACGCGGAGGAGGGGGUUCCUGUGAAAGUGGGAGACGCUGUUAGCUUCUAUGUGGACGAGGUCCUCACAAAAGGAAUAGCGAUGGCAGUUUACAGGGAGGGAACCCAAUGGUUCGUUAAAGUUUGCCCGGAAGAAGAAGGAACAACUGACAUUUUCAGAGAAAUCCCUAUGGACUCUGUCGUGAAGGAAAGCUUGCAAAGUUUAUUUUCACCGUUCGAGUCCGACAUGGGCUUGGGACACCCAAACCAAAUGAAACGAGAAAUAAGCGAGAACAGCGAGGAGUGCGAAAGUGGGAAUUCACCCCUGGAAGUGAACUCCAUGGUCCAGAUCACCUUGGACAAGGGAAAUCAGGUUUCGGGAAUCAUCCGCUGGUUGGGCUACCUGCCCCAGAUUAAGCACAAAAUGGCAGGAGUUGAACUGGAUGAAGACAAGGGGGUCACCGCUGGCGAAUGGCUGGGCAAAUACUAUUUCCACUGCGCUCCAAAGCGCGGCCUCUUCGUGAAGCUGCAGUCCUGCCAGCCUGACGUUCGCUUCCAGUGUUUGCGCAACAGUGACCUCAGCCUCGUGGAUUAUAGAGGGCAAGAAGUUCUUCCACAGACUCCAGACAGCUUUCCUCCCCUCAGGAAUGAGGCAGCAGUAUGUGUCCUGCGAGGGCGGAUGAAGGGAAUCCAAGGCCAUUGUAAUUCCUGCUAUAUGGACGCAGCUCUCUUCAGCCUCUUCUCCUGUACGUUUGUGCUGGACUCCAUGCUCUUCAAGCCCUUCCCACUGUGUGACAGGAAUGUCCAGAGCAUUCUGCGGGAUGAGAUUGUUAAUCCCCUUCGAAAGACUGGCUUUGUCAGGGCUAGGAGCGUGAUGCACCUUAGGGAGCAGCUGACUGAGAAGGGCCAAUGUUCAAGCUUUACCAACGCUGAGAAAGAUCCUGAGGAGUUCCUCAAUCUCAUAAUGCAACAGAUCCUGGGAAUAGAGCCGCUCUUGAAACUCCAGUCAGGAGGCCAGAAGGAGCAGGACUGUUACUGUUACCAGAUAUUUAUGGACAAACAGGAGAAUCUGGUGGUUCCCGACGUGCAGCAGUUAGUGGAACACUCCUUCCUGUCCUCUGAUCUGAAGUUAGUGGAGAUCCCGUCAUGCUUCAUUAUCCAAAUGCCACGUUUUGGGAAGGAAUAUAAAAUGUUCAGCAAAAUCAUUCCUUCCUUGGAGCUGGAUAUAACAGAUCUGCUGCUUGACAGUCCCAGGGAGUGCUGCGUGUGCGGCGAUGUCGCCACCCUGGAGUGUUCAGAGUGUUUCAAAGACAAGGUAUUUGCAGCUACGGGCCUGAAGCAGUUCUGCAGCUCCUGCUCCAGACAGGUUCACUCCCACUACCGACGCAAAACGCACAAGCCAACUAGGCUGCGCGUCCCAGAAGAGUUUCACAGCCGGAGCCCCCGGGGCAGUCAGCAGGUCCCUCGUGAGAAGAUGGAGCUUUUUGCAGUGCUCUGCAUCGAGACCAGUCAUUACGUCUCCUUUGUGAAAUACGGCCCUGAGAACGAACACUGGAUGUUCUUCGACAGCAUGGCUGACAGGCACGGUGAUGAAAACGGCUUCAACAUUCCCACAGUAACGCUGUGCCCUGAAGUUGCCAAAUACCUGGACUUGCCGCUGGCUGUGCUGGCCCUGGAGCAACCUCGGGACAUGGACGGAGUAGCCAAGCGCCUCUUCUGCGAUGCCUACAUGUACAUGUACCAGAGCAAGAAGAUGGCACUGUACAAAUGACACUGCCUUGAGCUGGUGCUGCAGAACGGCGUGGCGUUGGAAAUGGGAGCUUGGAUCAACCCUGCAGCUCAUAAUUGGUGAAAGCAGCCGAGUCUGGGUGCACCGAGCUUGCACUUCUGCCUCUUCUGACCUCCUCCAGUGUCUGAUAUCAAGCUAUCCAUGUCAGCCUGUCUGGGUUUGUUAAAUCCUGUACCUGGCUUUAUUGAGUGAUAGUUUGUACUUCUGGCAGACCUGGAUUCUGAAGUAUUUAUGCUCAAAUUCAUUCUCAUUUCCUACCUUCCCUUUCCACCCUUCUUCCUCCCCAGGCACUCUGCAGCUCUGCCCUACCUCAGAGUCCUUCCCAACAGCCUUUUCUCCCUGCCAGCCCCUCCCUCCAAAGCCGAGGACCAGCAUCUAAUCAAAACACGAACAGUUAUCCUCAGGUUAAUCGUUACCACCUUCUUGCAAAGAGCACAAGAAAACCACGGCCUCGCCCUGCGUAAGACAUCACCAUCCUCACGUGGACUUGCGGAGUGAGAAAACCAGGUUAAGAGAUGGGUCAGGAACGAGGGUUUUUCGUCAGGUCUGGGAAGUGACCCCACACGUAAAGCUGGCUCCCUGAAUUGUCUGCGCUUCCCUUAUCCAGCACGAAUACUCUGGCACUUGUCCCCACCAUCCUUUAUUUUCAACCAUGAGAUUAAUUGGAUGUCUUGAGCUGCAAAUGUGCUUUAAAAAUACAUAUUUUUGUAAGAACAAAACUGGAAGAACAAUGGAGCAGAGGAACGGCGUGUGAGCUUGUUAUGCUUCCUCUUUUUCGCAAGAUCUGCACUGUUGUUACACAAUCGAGUGCAUUAACCUCACUUUUAGCACUUGCUGUCCCAUCUUCGCAUCUGCUUCUGAGAUCCGUGUCAGACCAAUAACAACUCCAAGGGCAAAAAUGGAAAAUAAAAAAGGAGCACUCUUGGAUUUUCUGCCAUGACUACAGUAAGGUUUAUGGGUCUCUGGGUGGGAGCUGGUAUUUCUUAAGUUAAAUAGCUUAGAUUUGCAAACUGGGUGUUCUCUGCCAUUAAACACAUGCUGUCGUGGCAGCGGGAAGCUGUGACGGGACUCCGUGCUAUGAACUGGGCUGCCCACAUUCCAGAUUGCACUGACAGCAUGCCAAAACCUUGAGGGAGGCAUCCAGGAGCCCCAGAUGUGCAGCUGUAACCUCCCUCCUGCUUUUUUUUUUUUCCUCUUUAAUGCAGGGUGCAGUAAUUUUGUAGCUUUGUAUCGGUCCUGUUGGCUCAGGCCAUGCAAUACACGUGGUUUAGGCUCUUUUUUGCUGACAGCAGGGUUGUGAUGCCAACCGGGACCUCGACAGCUUGAUGGCUUUGUGGGCUUCCUGGUGUGUCCCUUAUUUCUGUAUGUGGGGGCUACAAAGGACCGAUGGUGUGUAACGAACCCAGAUUGGUAACACACAGUUAAUGUUUUGAGAGCAACGCUGUCCAAUUCAGCUUCCAAAUGUCCUUGCCAAGCACUGGGGCCUCAACACCAAGUUGACCACGAAGCAGCAGUGUGGCCUCAUGGUAGAGAAGGCGAACAAUGUGCCGGGCUGCGUUCGGAGAAGUUGCCAGCAGGUCAAGGGAGGGGAUCCUUCCCCUCUGCUCAGCACUGCUAAGGUCACACCUGGAGCAAUGGGUCCAGUUUUGGGCUUCCCAGUAUGAGAGACAGAGUCCAACAAAGAGUCUGACAAAGGGCCACAAAGAUGAUGAGGGGACUGAAGCAUCCUACGAGGAAAGGCUGGGAGAGGCGGGACUGUUCAGCUUGGAGAUGAGAAGGCUCCAGGGGAGCUCAUCAGGUCUAUAACUACCUGGAGGAAGGGUGCAAAGACGACUGCGCCAGCAUCUCUGUGGUGCCCAGUGCCAAGACCAGAGGCCAUGGGCACAGACUGAAAAGUGGGACAUUCCCUCUGAACAUCAGGAAACUCUUCUGUCACCAUGAGGGUGCCAAGCCCUGGCACAGGUUGCCCAGAGAGGUGGCAGAGCCUCCAUCCUUGGAGACACUCAGAAUUGUCCUAGACAAGGCAAAGCACCAGUGGUAGAAGAGUCUGCCUAGGGGUAGGAGAAAUGCUGGCAGAUCCAGCGACGGAUCAUCCUGAGGAUGGGUUUACCCUGCUCCCGCUCAUGAACAGACUUACUGACCUCCGGCUGAUCCUCUGAGGCCAUGGAGAGGGCUGAGGGGCUGGAGGGUGCCGCUGUCUCACCAUCUUUCUUUGUCUACUUAAAGCUGCUCUUCAUUCCUUCUCUCCUAAGAACUCAGGACAAUCUCUGCUCAGGUACGCUGGGGGUUGGGCUCUUAUAUCUGGUGCUUCUGCUCUAAAAAUGUAAGUUUUAAAAGCAACCUUGGUUUUCCUGGCAUUUUCUUCCUCUCUUAAAAUGGCAAGUAUGAUACAGUGCCCACAGCUGGAGCAUUGCAAGCGGGAGGUCCAGCCUCUGGGGUAUUUUUAGAAACAAGAGACCCUCAGGCCUUGUUUGUUAAACUCUUUUGACUCUCCCCAUCAACAUGUGCUGCAAAGAUAUAAAAAAAGAUAUAAACCA